Molecule: messenger RNA, 1887 nt
Organism: Zasmidium cellare ATCC 36951
Lineage: Eukaryota; Fungi; Ascomycota; Dothideomycetes; Mycosphaerellales; Mycosphaerellaceae
Product: glycoside hydrolase family 32 protein
Exons: 3
Coding region: 1-1887 (628 amino acids)
Biological process (GO): sucrose catabolic process
Molecular function (GO): sucrose alpha-glucosidase activity
Source: RefSeq, a predicted model, not a curated record
AUGGUCUCGCUUUCUCCCGCAAGCGGCAUCGACUACAAUGCCGCACCUCCCAACCUUUCGACAUUGACUAACAAUAGUAUCGUUGAGACAUGGCGCCCUCGCGCCCAUGUGCUUCCGCCCAGCUAUCACAUUGGCGACCCCUGCAUGCACUACACAGAUCCUCAAACCGGCCUCUUUCACGUGGGCUUCCUAUACACAUCCAACACGACGGGCGGCGCAGCAGGUGCAACCACAGGUGACCUGGUCACAUACCGAGACACCAACCCCGACAAUGUCCACUUCAUCGUUUCCGGAGGAAUCAAUGACCCCGUCGCUGUGUUCGACGGCUCUGUCAUUCCGAGCGGAAUCAACGGCACUCCGACCCUAUUGUACACCAGCGUCAGCUAUCUGCCAAUUCAAUGGACGAUUCCAUACAUCAAGGGAUCGGAGACUCAAUCUCUAGCCGUCAGCUACGAUGGUGGCGCCAACUUCACCAAAGUUGCUCAUGGCCCCAGCAUUCCCGGUGCUCCUUUCGGCGUCAACGUGACGGGCUUUAGGGAUCCUUAUGUAUUCCAAAGUCCGCAAAUGGACCGCUUGCUGGACAGCGCCCAGGAUUCUUGGUAUACCCUCGUCAGCGGCGGCGAGCAUGGUGUGGGGCCUGCAAUGUUCAUUUACCGCCAGUACGAUGUUGACUUUCGCGACUGGGAAUAUCUGGGGAAGAUGUGGUCGGAACCUGCUAACUCCACAUGGGGCGAUGGCACAUGGGCUGGUCGAUGGGGGUUCAAUUUCGAGGUUGCCAACGCCAUGUUUCUGGAUGAGGAAGGGUUCGACGUCGAGGGCGAGAUGUUCCUUACUCUAGGGGCCGAAUGGAGUUAUGAACCGAUCCAACCACAAGUGUCAGACGUGCGCAGCAUGUUGUGGGCUGCAGGCGAUACGAGGCUCAAUGAUCGUGGCCUCCCAGCCUUUCAGCCCUCCAUGGCGGGAUACCUAGACUGGGGCCGUUCAUCAUAUGCAGCAGCUGGUAAGCUGAUUCCGUCGACAGCAAAAGUCUCGCAAAAGAGUGGCGCCUCCGACCGAUUCGUCUCAUAUACCUGGCUUACCAACGACUUCUACGGAACCAAAGACUUUCCAAUCCGCCAGCAGGGAUGGGACGGUGCCCUGACAACUGCGCGGGAGCUGUUCCGUGCAGUGAUAUCAAACGUCAUCUAUAAUGACCUCGUACAGGAAAUUGCCUCUUGGAGGGUCUCACGGUUGAACACUGAUGGGACCGUGGAGCUUGCUACUCUUGGGCAACGAAUCGUGCGAGAGGCAUCGGACGCUUUCAAAACGAAGGCUAUGAAAGUUGUAUCUGAGCCAAACAGUACGAUAGGGGAUGGAGGACGCACCGAAUUGGAAUUUUCCGCCUCGCCUAGCUCGAAGCACUUUCUGUUGACGGCCACUUUAGAAUUCCCCUUCGCCGCAAGGGGCAUCGACAGCGACGUGAAAGCAGGCUUCACGAUCCUCUCCUCCGAGCACGAAUCAACUAAGAUAUACUACCAACUCUCCAACGAAUCCAUCAUCAUCGACCGCGGGAACUCCAGCGCUGCGGCGGCCACUACGCCAGGCAUCGACACGUCCAACGAAGCUGGCAAGCUCCGUCUCUUCGACCUCAAGGCGUCCAACGGUUCCGCAUACAUGGAACCUCUGCAUUUGAGCAUCGUUGUAGAUGGCGGCGUGGUCGAGGUCUACGCGAACGAGCGCUUCGUGUUGAGCACCUGGGUGUGGACUUGGUACGCUGCAUCGAACAAUGUUGCGUUUUACCACGAAGGCUCCUCGGCGGCAAAAUUCAGCGAUGUGAUGAUCUAUGAGGGUCUGGUUGAUGCGUGGCCGGGACGUAGCCGUGUGUCGAAUAGUUCGAGUGGAAUUUAA